AGAAGUGCUAAAAUGGUGCAAUAUGUAGAUUACAGGAUGAGGUGUGUACUCCAAGAUGGGCGCGUCUUCAUUGGUACUUUCAAAGCUUUUGACCGGCAUAUGAACCUCAUUCUUAGCGACUGUGAUGAAUUCAGAAGGUUGAAGCCGAAGAACUCCAAACAAGGUGAGAGAGAAGAAAAACGGGUUCUUGGUCUUGUUUUGCUUCGAGGAGAAACACUUGUGACGAUGACUGUGGAAGGGCCUCCUGUGAGAGAGGUUGGCAUUUCCAGAGUUCCAGUUGGUGGUCCUGGUGUUGGUAGAGCAGCAGGGAGAGGCAUGCCACCUGGCAUACCAGUGGUUCAGGUACCUAUGGGACUAGCAGGACCAGUAAGAGGUGUUGGAGGUCCCACACAACAGGAAAUGGCCCCUCAGACUAGAGGACCUGGAGCUGCACCUACUCCUAGCUUUUCUGCUGUCCCUCAACCUUAUGUCCCAAUGAGGAGUACGCCGCCUGUUUUGAACCUUGGUGAUCCAAGGCCAGGUUUAAAAGACAAUGUAGGUGGUAAUCUGGUGAAGAGUCACCUGCUUGUUGCAGAGCCUAGAGGAAAGAUUAUGAUAUCUGUCUGGUGA
Messenger RNA from Carcharodon carcharias (great white shark), 609 nucleotides. Its product is annotated as small nuclear ribonucleoprotein-associated protein B-like. Gene Ontology annotation, cellular component: catalytic step 2 spliceosome; U4/U6 x U5 tri-snRNP complex; U5 snRNP. The record is from RefSeq and is a predicted model, not a curated record. The transcript has 5 exons. Bases 13 to 609 code for a protein of 198 amino acids. Gene Ontology annotation, molecular function: RNA binding. Gene Ontology annotation, biological process: mRNA splicing, via spliceosome. NCBI's taxonomy places the organism in Eukaryota, Metazoa, Chordata, Chondrichthyes, Lamniformes, Lamnidae.